GUUCUGAACGUUUCUCAUUGACAGUCAUGACAGUUGCCGGUCGGACAGAAAAAGUUGAAUGUGAUAAAUGAAUAUUUUCUAAUCGAGUCAGCUGAAAAAAGCUUGCAUUUAUUUUAAUACAUCAAAACAAUUGACCUUGAUAAAUACUGCGCUGAAGUGAGGACAAAAAUGCCAGUAGACCAGAUCCAGUACUCCGAAAGAUAUAAUGAUGACGUAUAUGAAUAUAGACAUGUCAUCUUACCACCGGACCUAGCCCGGCUCGUCCCCAAGUCUCAUCUAAUGACCGAGACAGAAUGGCGGAACCUUGGAGUGCAGCAGUCGCCCGGCUGGCUCCAUUUCAUGGUGCACAACCCAGAGCCGCAUGUCCUGCUCUUCCGGAGGCCACGAACAGAUAUACAGGCACCGGUCAACGGGUUAGAUAGUAAUACAAGCUCAACUGUUAAGGUAUAGAUGUGAGCGGAUAUGUUUUGUUUAGACUUUGAAAUGGUUUUGAUAAAUUAAUGAAGAGGGGUGAAGGGGAUAUAUCAAUGGGGUGACAUGCAGGAAUCACGUAACACGUAGGGAUACACACAUAGGGAGUGUACAAGUUUCUAAUGGGUAGGCAACGCGCAUGUGUUACUCCUUGAGUUGCAGGCGUCCAUAGGUUACAGUGACUGCUUUCCAUCAGGCCGACCGUAUGCUUUUUUGCCACCGACGUUGUAUAAAAAAAACACAUUGUUGUUCUUCUAUGUAGGCGAACCUCAUGAUGGGUGCGAUAGUAUCUCACCCUCGAGUCAAACUGCUCAUCCUUUUCUAAUGGUAUCAAUUAGAGUGGGACAGGUAGACAAAACCUAUGUACACCUAUGUAAAGUGUGUAUCUUGCCUGUGAGACAUUGUCACACCUCUGCAGACAUGCAUUAAGUUGCUCUGCUUAUUUGCUACAAUAUGCUGUGCUGUUGAUCCCUUCCUGUCACCUUUCACCUCAGAGGAAAGGCAGUCUAGCUUAGCUAAAGGAUACAUUUGUGUCUCAGGAACCAAUUAUUUGAAAGUCUAAACAAAGCAUUACUUAAAUUAAUUUAAUUUAGCCUUGGAAUUAGCAAUAUCAUUGUAAAUCAACUAAUCAUUGAGGUUAUGAAUGUAUCUAAAGUUUUAUCAGUUGAUAAUGGCAAUAUGCAUAAUUCUUGAACACGAAGUUUUUAGAAUAUGUAAAGAACGAACUUGCCUACUCUGAACUACGCCGAUGGAUCAUCUGUUUGGUAUUUUAAGGGUUAAGUCUUUAGGUUUGUAAAAUAAAGUGGAGAUCUGUGGCCUUUUUCUCAAAACUGAAAGUUAUAAGUUACAAGCGGAAAACUCUUUCCAACUUGUCAUAUAAGACAUUGACAACCACUUGUAAAUUGUAACUUAUAGCUUCGAGAAAUGGGCCCUUGGCUGUUCAAAAAGUUUGUGUCUAGGCCCAAAAAUUUGUAAUACUCAGUCUACACAUUUUUAAUUAGAUUUUCAAUUGGAAGUAUUCGAACUAAGAGGGAGACUAGUUCUUUGUUGAUUUACAAAUAAUAUUCUAAUUCCAAGGAUUACUUGUUAUGAGACAUUUCCUAAUACUUAUAGUAUGAAAUAUUUAAACAUGUUAAAGGACUGAAUAUUGUAGCUAUGUGGAGUUUAUGUGAUAGUUGAGAGAUAAUUCGUGAUUUUAUCUAGAAUAUUAUUGAUUCAGUCUUAAAUUUAUAAAUUUAGUACUAAUUUGAAUGAAUUAUUAAUUGAAAUUAGUAUUAUUUUUAAUACCUCGAUAUGUAAAUGUGG
This is a messenger RNA of Leguminivora glycinivorella, 1776 nucleotides long. RefSeq names its product cyclin-dependent kinases regulatory subunit-like. Gene Ontology annotation, biological process: regulation of mitotic cell cycle. The record is from RefSeq and is a predicted model, not a curated record. The coding region runs from base 169 to 450 and encodes 93 amino acids. NCBI's taxonomy places the organism in Eukaryota, Metazoa, Arthropoda, Insecta, Lepidoptera, Tortricidae. The transcript has 2 exons. Gene Ontology annotation, cellular component: cyclin-dependent protein kinase holoenzyme complex; SCF ubiquitin ligase complex. Gene Ontology annotation, molecular function: histone binding; protein kinase binding; cyclin-dependent protein serine/threonine kinase activator activity.